This is a messenger RNA of Diaporthe batatas, 1476 nucleotides long. RefSeq lists its product as uncharacterized. Gene Ontology annotation, cellular component: membrane. The transcript is spliced from 6 exons. The record is from RefSeq and is a predicted model, not a curated record. Gene Ontology annotation, biological process: transmembrane transport. The coding region runs from base 1 to 1476 and encodes 491 amino acids. Gene Ontology annotation, molecular function: transmembrane transporter activity. Lineage: Eukaryota; Fungi; Ascomycota; Sordariomycetes; Diaporthales; Diaporthaceae.
AUGUCGCGGGACGGCAAGGUGGAGCUUGAGGACGUGUCCUCUCUGAAGGAGGGCACGCCCUCAGUGCGUCAACUCGAGUCAACGUUUAUCGACGGCACCGCCAGCGAAGAUGAAAUUUUUCUGGACGGGUUUUCGGCCAAGGAGCAGAAUCGAAUCUUCCGCAAGCCCCAACUCAAACACUGUCUCUUGACACUUCGUGAGACUGACUGGUGUCGGAAAACACACAGGGCAAAUAUCGGCAACGCCAAGAUCGAAGGUCUCGAGACUAGUCUUGACAUGUCUGGGAGCGACUACAAUGUUGCCUCUAUGGUUUUCUUCAUCUCGUACAUCAUCUGCGAGGGGCUCAUCAUGACGUUCUCCGGGUUCGCGCAAUCCUUCGGCGGCUUUGUGGCUGCAAGGUUCCUGUUGGGAAUUCCCGAAGCAGGUUUCUUUCCAGGUGCAAUGUACAUCCUCAGCCAGUGGUACCCUCCACAUCGAACACAGUUCAGAGUCGCCCUGAUGUACGGUGCGGCUGCUAUGUCCGGUGCAUUCUCAGGGCUACUCGCGGCUGGCAUUGCACAGAUGCGAGGCUUGGGCGGCCUGUUAGGAUGGCAGUGGAUUUUCAUACUUGAAGGAGUCAUGACCGUCCUCGGAGGUCUGAUUUGCUACUUCGUCCUCCCCGACUCCCCCGACCUCUCCGGCUGGCUUACAGAUCGCGAGCGACGAUUCUUGAACUUGACACAUGCGAGGUAUCGUGGGAGCAAAAAGAGCAAGGAGUCAAGUGCCCAAGUGGCAGUGCCUGAGAAAAAGCCCAAGGGCCAUUGGGGGUAUGUGUGGCGACAGCUUCAUUGGGCUUCAUACUGCUCCGUACCGACCUACGCCCUCAAGUUCACCUUGCCUCAGAUCAUCCGCAACAUGGGCUUCACCAACAACCAGGCACAACUCCUCACGGUGCCGCCAUACUUCCUAGGAGGCUUCUCGGCCGUGUUCUCGUCUAUGCUCGCCGAUAAGCUCCGCUGGCGCUACCCGUUCAUCUGCGGGCCUCAGAUGUUGCUGUGUAUAUCCUACGCUGUACUUUUCGUCUACGCCGCUGACAUUCGGAACAACGUGGCGCUCUGCUACACAUUUGUCAACAUCUCGACCAUCGCCAGCUAUCCCAUCGUCCCAGGCGGCAACACGUGGACCCUGAACAACCUCGCUGGCCAGGAGAAGCGUGCCAUGGGUAUCGCUUUUAUGAUCACCUUGGGAAACCUGGGUGGUAUAGUGGGAAGCUUCAUCUUCCGCGAUGAUGAGAAGCCCCGGUACCCGACGGGCUGGGGCGCGUGUCUGGGUUUCGUGGCGGCUGGCGUGGUUUCCGCCUCGCUGCUGGAGCUGUGUUACUUGACCAUCAACAAGCGCCGCGCCCGCAAAUCCGAGGAUGAAGUCCGGGCCGAAUAUACCGACGAGAAGCUAGAAAAGAUGGGUAACAAUAGCCCCUUGUUUAGGUACAGCCUGUGA